Molecule: messenger RNA, 228 nt
Organism: Mesitornis unicolor (brown roatelo)
Lineage: Eukaryota; Metazoa; Chordata; Aves; Mesitornithiformes; Mesitornithidae
Product: chromosome unknown open reading frame, human C18orf32
Exons: 1
Biological process (GO): positive regulation of canonical NF-kappaB signal transduction
Source: RefSeq, a predicted model, not a curated record
AUGGUGUGCAUUCCUUGUAUUGUCAUUCCCAUUCUCCUCUGGGUCUACAAGAAAUUCCUGGAGCCAUGCAUUUAUCCUGUCUUCGCCCCUUUCAUUAAGCGCAUGUGGCCCAAGAAAGCUCUGCAAGAAGAAACGGCUACAAAACAAAGGCAAGGAGGCAGCGCUCAAAAUCGAUGGGUACCUUCAGCCACAAAAAGAAGUCAUGAAGAUGAGGCUGGAAUUUAUCAA